Messenger RNA from Peronospora matthiolae, 210 nucleotides. Lineage: Eukaryota; Oomycota; Peronosporomycetes; Peronosporales; Peronosporaceae. The record is from the annotation of a GenBank genome assembly.
AUGCUCCCCCACGAUAGUUUGGGGAGCGUCAUCCCUCCUCCUUCACCUCCUUUGGAGGACUCUCGCGGUGGCCAGCGCAAUCUGAUUGAGCGGCUGUUGAACUACCGCGACGUGAACGGACGUCGGACGAGUUACCUCGUCCGGUGGCGUGGCUAUCCCCCGUCAUGGGAUACUUGGGAGCCCCGCUUUCAAUUGACGUACUGGGUCUAG